CUCCGCCUGUAUGAGUCAACCUGCUUCCUUCUUAUAACCCUCUCAGCAUUCUGACAGCAGCUACCAUUUUUCCUCUGCAGCCUCUUUCUACCCUGCAGCCUCUUUCUACCACAUAUCACAACCACAAUGGCUUCUGGAGUGCAAGUUGAUGACAAAGUGAAGGACAUUAUCAGUGACAUGAAAGUGGUGAAGAGCGAUGCUGAUGCAAGUGAACGCAUCAGACUUGUGGUCUUGGAAAUCAAAGACGGUUUUAUUAUAGUGGAGAAGGUCUUCAAAGAGAAGGAUUUGAGCGGAGAGGCAGACAUCUUCAAGUUCUUCCUGAGCCUUCUGGAAAAGGAAAAGUGCCGCUACGUGCUGUACGACUGCCACUUUGAGAACAAGGAGUCGAGCAAGAAAGAGGAGCUAGUCUUCGUGAUGUGGGCUCCUGAAACUGCACCCAUCAAAUCCAAAAUGCAGUAUGCUAGCUCAAAAGAUUCACUUAAGAAAGUCUUGACAGGCAUCAAACAUGAGCUGCAGAUGAACGACCUCUCAGAUUAUGGAACCAGGGACCAAUUUGCAGAAAGGAUAAGCAGAAAUGUUAUCAGUGUUGAAGGCCAUCCUGUUGGGAAGUAAAAUUCAAUUUGCUUCUGACUUGCCUGAAAAAUCUGAUCAUGAUGGCUUCUAAUAAUUUUGAUUAAAUUUGUUUAAACCGGUCUUUAACAAAAGUUGCUCCAUUUGGUAAAAUUUGUCAUGCCACUUCAAUUCCUCUUAACUAAGCCUUAGAAAGUUGUGUAAAUGUGGAUUAAACUCUUGUGUGAUUCCAUACAGCUAAUAUGAUCUUGUGCUGUAAAAUCCUUCAAGAUUUUCAAGCUCAGAGUGGCUAGGCACAUAGUUUGACUCAUCUGCAGUUUUUUGGACAAUUACACUGUGGCUACUUGGAAGUACUGUACAUCUUUGUAUCUAAAAGAACUGAAAAAUCAAUGCAUUGUCAAAUAAAGUAAAUGAAAACGAG
This is a messenger RNA of Cyprinodon variegatus (sheepshead minnow), 991 nucleotides long. RefSeq names its product cofilin-2-like. The record is from RefSeq and is a predicted model, not a curated record. Gene Ontology annotation, cellular component: actin cortical patch; actin cytoskeleton; cytoplasm. The transcript is spliced from 4 exons. Bases 127 to 612 code for a protein of 161 amino acids. Gene Ontology annotation, biological process: cell motility; actin filament severing; actin filament fragmentation. Lineage: Eukaryota; Metazoa; Chordata; Actinopteri; Cyprinodontiformes; Cyprinodontidae. Gene Ontology annotation, molecular function: actin filament binding.